AUGUUUAAGGAAUUAUUUUUGCUCGUAAUUGCUUACUUAGUGGGAAGAACUGCAGGAAAUAUGCUGUGCUAUGCCUGCAGCUUUUCAGCUGUAGACACUGACAGAUCUUGUCUCACGAUAAGCAAUAGCACGCCAAGAGUGCAAUGCUCAAUGACGUAUUGUACCAUAAUGAGACAGGAAUAUCGCGAUCCUGCGGGCGACAUAUCCAGUUUCACUCGAGGUUGUGAAAGUAAUCCAGACUAUUUAAAUCAUGACGUAAUAGAUCCAAACUUCGUAACGUAUUACCGGGCUUGUACUUCCUCACUUUGUAAUAUUGGUGAUGGGAUAAGGGCCAUUGGUGGAUCACUUUUGAAUCCUCGUCCUCAAUAUAACGGCUCGAACCUCCUUGUACCUGGGACGUAGGUAAUUAAAGUAAUAAAGUUUAUUUGAAAGUUUUAAAGUGAAACGAAAAAUUGACAUUAAAUUUAGCGUAUUUUUAAUAAAUUAUUAUUAAAAUCUAA
Melitaea cinxia (Glanville fritillary) is the source of this 500-nucleotide messenger RNA. RefSeq lists its product as uncharacterized. The transcript has 4 exons. NCBI's taxonomy places the organism in Eukaryota, Metazoa, Arthropoda, Insecta, Lepidoptera, Nymphalidae. The record is from RefSeq and is a predicted model, not a curated record. The coding region runs from base 1 to 402 and encodes 133 amino acids.